GCAUGUCGCUGCCCUUCUGGUGCUUGCUGUGCCUGCAAGCCCAUGCCCAAGCCCAAUCGGCCAAUGCCGACCGCCGGACCUCAAAGGUUUUUCUGCCCACCAAGCACAGACAGUACUGUUAUGAGUGACUGCGUUGAGUGCCUGGCUCCAGUACCCCGCGGUCGCUUGUUUGGAUGCAAUAAUUUCCCCCCACCUCACGUCGAACAGUCACUCAUUGCAUCGUCGUAAACAAACAAAACGCUACAAAAUUCGAAUUCGAACAUGGCAACAAUUGUGCUGGGGUCCCAAUGGGGCGAUGAGGGCAAAGGAAAGCUGGUCGAUAUCCUGUGUCCGACAGUGAAGCUCUGUGCCAGAGCCCAAGGAGGGAACAAUGCCGGACAUACAAUCGUCGCCAAUGGGGUCACAUACGACUUCCAUCUCCUUCCCUCCGGCCUUAUCAACCCCGAAUGUGUGAACCUUAUCGGAGCCGGCGUGGUGUGCCACAUCCCAGCAUUCUUCAAAGAAUUGAAUGAUCUUGAAGCCAAGGGUCUGGAGAAUGUACGGUCACGAAUCUUCAUCAGCGACCGAGCACAAAUUGUCUUCGACUUACACCAAAUUGUGGAUGGGUUGGAGGAAGUUGAGCUGGGAGGCAAGAGUGUGGGAACAACGAGAAAGGGUAUCGGACCAUCAUACUCUACAAAGGCGGCAAGAAGUGGUGUUCGCAUAUCCGAGAUCUUUAAGGCCGAAUCUUUCAACGAGAGACUACGGAAGCUGGCUGCUGGAUACAAGAAGAGAUACGGCGAUUUGUUGACUUAUGACGUCGAGGAGGAGAUUUCGAGAUUCAAUGAUUAUCGGGAGAAGCUUGCACCAUACGUCGUCGACCAAGUACCGUUUAUGGAUUCGGCACAAAAGAGCGGUGCCCCUAUCUUGAUUGAGGGUGCCAAUGCACUAAUGCUUGACUUGGAUUUCGGCACAUAUCCAUACGUUACUUCAUCCAAUACCGGAUUAGGAGGCAUCUUCACCGGGCUUGCUCUUAAUCCUACCAAGAUUUCGAACAUUUUCGGUGUCGUCAAGGCAUACACGACAAGAGUUGGUGGUGGUCCUUUCCCUACCGAGGACCUGGAAGAGGCCGGAACAAAGCUACAAGAAAUUGGACGAGAGUUUGGUGUCACAACUGGCCGGAGGAGGAGAUGUGGAUGGUUGGAUUUAGUAGUCGUCAAGUACUCAACCGCCAUAAACCACUACACCGCCCUCAACGUCACCAAACUCGACAUCCUCGACACCUUCCCCACCAUCAAAGUAGCAACCGCCUACAUCGACCCCGCCACCGGCGCCGAACUCGAAUCCUUCCCCGCAGAUCUCGAACUCCUAGGUCGCGUCCAGCCCAAGUACAUCGAGCUCAAGGGGUGGGAGCAACCUAUCACGGGCGCGAAGUCGUUCUAUGAUUUGCCGAAGGCUGCUAGGGAGUAUGUGGAGUUUAUUGAGGAGUUUGUGGGUGUCAAGGUUAAGUUUAUUGGGACCGGGCCGGGGAGGGAGGCGAUGAUUACGAGAUGAUGGGGGGGUGAUGCGGGGCGAUGGGAGGUGAGGUGGAUGAGUUUGAUUUGCAUUGAUUUCCGUGGGUAAGGAAGGGUGGUCGGUCGGUCUAUUUAGAGGACUAGACAGUCAGUCGGUUUGCAUUUUAGUGAUUUCGUUUAUUACCGAAAAAGACGCGAUAGAAUGUAAAUACUUACCCAGCAAUUGAGGAAAAGUCUGACGAAUGAACUGUACCCUUUGUGGUUUCUUCA
Molecule: messenger RNA, 1763 nt
Organism: Cadophora gregata
Lineage: Eukaryota; Fungi; Ascomycota; Leotiomycetes; Helotiales; Ploettnerulaceae
Exons: 7
Coding region: 262-1533 (423 amino acids)
Biological process (GO): IMP metabolic process; 'de novo' AMP biosynthetic process
Cellular component (GO): cytoplasm
Molecular function (GO): adenylosuccinate synthase activity; GTP binding
Source: RefSeq, a predicted model, not a curated record